Molecule: messenger RNA, 1083 nt
Organism: Fulvia fulva
Lineage: Eukaryota; Fungi; Ascomycota; Dothideomycetes; Mycosphaerellales; Mycosphaerellaceae
Product: Fructose-bisphosphate aldolase 6, cytosolic
Exons: 1
Coding region: 1-1083 (360 amino acids)
Biological process (GO): glycolytic process
Molecular function (GO): fructose-bisphosphate aldolase activity
Source: RefSeq, a predicted model, not a curated record
AUGGCCUCCCUAACCAUCAACGACGCCCCCUCCCCAGUCCCCUACACCAAAGAGCUCCACGCCACAGCCAAAGCUCUCGGCGCAGCAGGCAAAGGCCUCCUCGCCGCCGACGAAUCCACCAGCUCCAUUGAGAAGCGUCUCGAAGGUGUAGGGAAAGAAACCACCGAAGACAACCGCCGCGAAUGGCGCGACAUGCUCUUCACCGCAGCCGGUCCCAUCGAAGACACCAUCUCCGGCGUCAUAACGUUCGAGGAAACACUGAUGAAACAUGACGCCCAGCUGGAGAGCAAGUAUCAAGGGAAGGCUCUCGUUGAUGUGAUCAAGGCUAGGGGAAUUAUUCCUGGGAUUAAAGUUGAUAAGGGGACGGUGGCGCUCCCACGGACGAGUCCGGAGGAGACGACGACGCAGGGUUUGGACGGGUUGGAGGCGAGGUGUAGGGAGUUUUAUGAGAGGGGGGCGAGGUUUAGUAAGUGGAGGUGUACCUACACUGUCUCGGCUGCGACGCCUUCGGCAUUGGCGAUUAUGGAUAAUGCGGAAGUGCUGGCGAGGUAUGCUGCGAUUUCGCAGCAGGCGGGACUUGUGCCUAUUGUUGAGCCGGAGGUGCUCAUGACGCACGAUCAGCCGAUUGAGCGGGCUUUGGAAGCGCAUGUUGCCGCGUACUCGGCGCUCUUCGAGAGGCUGGCGCUGCACAAGGUGGACCUCGCGGGUCUUGUGUUAAAGGCGAGCUUCGUUACGCCAGGGAAGGAGCACUCGAAGGCGAAGCCGGAGGAGGUUGCGGAGGCGACGGUCGCUUGUCUGAGUAAGACUGUGCCACCGCAGGUCCCGACGAUUGUGUUCUUGUCUGGUGGGUUUAGUGAUGCGGACUCGAUUGAGUAUCUCAAUGCUAUCAACAAGAGAAAGCAGGAGAAUGCUCAAGCGGCGCCAUGGGCCUUGACGUUCUCCUUUGGAAGAGCGCUGCAAGGCGUUGCUAUGCAGGCUUGGGCAGAUGGGAAGAGUGAGGAGAGUCAGAAGGCUUGGGUUGAUCGAGCGAAGUGGUCUGGUGAGGCUGCGGUUGGGAAGUAUGCUGGUGGAUGUCCAUCUUGA